GUGCUCUACUGCUUCCUCAACAACGAAGUGCAGGAGUUGCUGCGGAAACGAUGGCGUCAGUACCGAACGAGACGCCUGGGUUAUCCGGCCCUUCACUACCACUGUCGCAAGAACACCAGGACCACCAGCGUCCUGGACUCCUCCGUCUACGUCAGGAGCAGCCCUCAGCGUAGCUCUCGCAACCACGACCCAAACACCUUCAACUCUGACGACGGGGAUGUCGGUGACCUCAACAGUUCCGUGUACGUGAAGACCAGCCUCCAGCUACAGCCAAUUCUGCACGACAACAACAUUUAUGCCAACGCAAACCACUCUCUUGAUACUUACAAACUGGACACUUAUGGUCGUGAAAGUUAUUCAAUACAGAGCUCCCUGGUGUGACCAGUUAAAGCUUUGAAUGGCUUCACUAUUACUUCAUAUUCGUCUUACAAUGCUCAGCAAACACACACACACACACCACCACACACACACA
Procambarus clarkii (red swamp crayfish) is the source of this 472-nucleotide messenger RNA. The record is from RefSeq and is a predicted model, not a curated record. NCBI's taxonomy places the organism in Eukaryota, Metazoa, Arthropoda, Malacostraca, Decapoda, Cambaridae.